AUGGUUACAUCAUACGAGCCACAAGGGGCGGUAGGAUCGAGGAAUGGAGGAGACAAGCAAGUCAAGGAGCGCGUACUGGUUCACGAUGUGGUAGAGGACCAUAGCGGCAGUGAAUAUAGUAAGAAGUCGCGAUCAUCAGAUAAGGUUUCAUGUCCAAAGUGUAAAGGACAGCAUCGUUUACCAGACUGUGAAGCGUUUCGGGCCCUGAAUGUGAAGCAGAGAACGAAAAAACGAUGCGGUGUGGAUGGGUGUAUAUCGACUCAUAGCAUAUUACUGCACUCCGCUGCAGUUGAACGAGGCGACGUUGACCCACAACGUCAAAAUGAAAAUAAACGCAUUUCUGAGUCAGCUGUAUUGUUCCAUAGCCGGCCCGCUACAAAGACACUGUUCCGCUAUAUUCCAGUUACCAUUUUCGGUAAGGCGCGCAAAGUACAUACGUACGCACUAAUAGAGAUAGGCGCUGAAUGCACACUAAUAGAGAUAGGCGAACUUGAGCUGGAUGGUCCCUCCAAGCAGUUGUGUUUAAAAUGGACUGGCGAUGUGACACAAAUAGAGCAUAACUCAAAAUCAGUCUAUCUCAGCGUUUCGGCAACCGGCAAAGAGGAACAGCGCGACGCUAGCAUCACCCGCAAGUUAGAUGAAGCUAUGAAGUCGUAUUUCUCUAUAGAGUCGAUAGGCGUCAGCAUCGCAAACAAGCCAUUGAGGUCCAAAGAAGAUGAACGCUCGCUACAAAAUGUGGAGAAAACGACCAAAUACCUUUCAAGUGAAAAGCGCUGGGAGAGGGGGCUGCUGUGGAAAUUUGAUAGCGUCGAGUUACCUGACUCUUACAACAUGGCUAUCAAACGACUUAACUGUCUCGAAGCGAAGAUGGUGAAAGAUCCUCAGUUGAGCUCAUUCAUGGUGAAUACUAUGAAAAGCUACAGUGAAAAGGGCUGCAUACGUAAAUUGAGUGAAGUGACCAAUCCGAACAAGAACAAAACGCGAUUGGUGUGGGAUGCAGCAGGCAAAGUACAUGGCGUAUCGCUGAACGACGUUCUGUUAAAAGGUCCCGUUCUAUUAGCUUCAGUGAUUGGCGUCGUUAUGCGUUUCCGAGAACGGAGAAUCGCGGUUACAGGAGACAUACGUGAAAUUUUCCUUCAGGUAAAGGUGCGACAGGAAGACCUAGCUGUUUAA
This is a messenger RNA of Rhagoletis pomonella (apple maggot), 1173 nucleotides long. RefSeq lists its product as uncharacterized. Bases 1 to 1173 code for a protein of 390 amino acids. The record is from RefSeq and is a predicted model, not a curated record. The transcript is spliced from 4 exons. NCBI's taxonomy places the organism in Eukaryota, Metazoa, Arthropoda, Insecta, Diptera, Tephritidae.